AUUACGUUUUGAUGCUCCUUAGCGACUAAUUGCCUUAUUUUUGUUACUUGCUUUUGUUUCUCGUAUUGUACCAGUUUUUUUUGUAGGUACUUUUUUCCAAGGCCUUGUAGUGCCAUUUCGAGUUUUUUAUUUUGAGAAACAAAUCGUGCUCUCUGUGCUUUCAUGGGCUGUUGUUUAAAACUUUAUUCCAAUUAACGGAUGCGUCGAUCCGUUUGGAGAUCUACAAAUUUGAGGUGAAUGAAGCCAUCUUUAAUCAUUUCACACUAGAAUCGUUUCCCAAGGCUACGAAUUUCAAUCUCAUGUUUGUGAAAAAAUAGGUACAUAAUAAAUCUACACUAUGGAGAUGUUUCGAACAGCGACGUUCUUAUUUAUCGUGGGGCAAUUCGUAUUCGUUAAAUCGCAGAGCCACAUCACUGAACCACAUAUGGAAGAAAAGAUUCGAGAUGAGAUGUUCGGAAUUCUACAGAUGCAAACAACUGCUUUAUGGAGUACAACCCCCUCAGAUCAAAACAUCGAGUUCCUUCCACUAUCAAUAGCAGCGGGCUGGCAAAUGGUACUAAUGAGACUUUACUACGGAAGUCCUCCAGGAAAAUUUAAGUCUAAAAACGAUUUUUUGAAACAAGCGUACGCAUUGGCGGGUAUACUCGAUAAAAUCUCUUCAACGUCCAAUGCCAAGCUGAAAUUCGUGAACACUGUAUUUUACGAUCAAAGCAAAAUAUCGAAGCAGCUUUUGAACGACUUGAAAACCUACUAUCACGCUGAAGCCUUCGAAGUAUCGUUCGAUUCGGAAUCAGAUGUUUUGGCCGUAGUGAACGAACGGUUUAGUAAUGUUACAAAAGGACGAAUACCUCAAAUGGAGACCCUCAAUCUUGAAGGAGUUUCCAACAUGCCGAGUUCCUUAUUAAAUUACACAAGUUGUUGGGAUACGCCGAAAAUCUGGACCAACUUUGUCAAAUUAUUGAAAUUCAAAAACUCGAACGGCGAAUUCGAUAUCGAAACGUUCAACGCAAAGGAAACAAUCGGUUAUUACAAAAACGCCGAACAAAAAUACGAAGCUAUCAGAUUACCUUUCAAAAAAGGCGAAUUUGCCAUGAUGGUAGUGUUACCUAACCAAGAUCAGUCGUUAGAAUUGAUCGUCAAAUUAACCGCAAACGAUCAUCAACAAAUUUUGCAACGUGUUAGUGAAAAUUACGAAAACAUCGAUUACGCGAUCCCUUUCAUGAAUUUGACGCAGUUGAUGGUAAAUGAAAAUGGCACUGCUAUAUACGUCGACGAUACGAUUACUUGCGACUGGCCGACGGCGACUGAAGAAACCCAGGAAAUUAAUAAGAUCGAUUAUAAACCGUUCUACGUGAACAGACCGUUCGCUGUGUAUAUUUACCACGAAAAAAGUAAAUUUGUUGUAAUGUACGGUUUGGUAAAUAACCCAGCUUUAGGCACAAUGCAAAAUCGUAGGGUACUGUUUCAAACUAGAAUAAAAAUGCAAGAUAAAACUGAACUUUAAUUCGAUUGUUAAGUUUAUAACCUAUUCGUGUGUUUGCUGCGUGUAAAUAGGAUAGACUAUCAUUGAUAAAAAUACCAAUUGUACGUAAAAAAUUGGCCAAAUGUAUUUUGUACCUAUCUAUUGAACACGUAAUAAGAAUUACAUCACAAAGUAUUAUGUU
Molecule: messenger RNA, 1664 nt
Organism: Planococcus citri (citrus mealybug)
Lineage: Eukaryota; Metazoa; Arthropoda; Insecta; Hemiptera; Pseudococcidae
Exons: 6
Coding region: 338-1504 (388 amino acids)
Molecular function (GO): serine-type endopeptidase inhibitor activity
Source: RefSeq, a predicted model, not a curated record